GCAGCGCAAGCCGGGGAGCUAAAGAAUUCUCCUUCUCGUAUAAGAAGUCGCGUAGGCGAGCAUUUGGAAACAGUCUUUGCUUGCAACUCUUGCCGUUUAUAUCGUACAUAUAAUACUUGGAUUUUUGGAGUUUCAUCCCGAAAUAACCCCCAAAUGGGCGUCAUCUAUAAGAUACUGAAGCAACAGCGCCGCGGCAUGGAUCUCAGCCUGAGCUCGGCCACACGUUGCAAGGUGCAGGCGGCCAUCAAGCAGCGGCAGCAGCAACAACAGCGUCGCCUCGAUCAGGAUAAGGAUAGCCAUCAGGAUAGUAAUGAUCUGGAUCGGGAUCAGCAGUCACAAAAGGAGGACCUGGCGGAGCAGCAGUUGCAGCAGCUGUGCCGAUUUUUGGCCGAGAAUGCCAGUCGAAAGAAGAGACAACGUUGCCUUAAACUAGAAUAUCCCUGCGAGAUGGCUGACCAAACCGACCAUGACCAGGAUCACGUUCAAGUUUCCGUCGAAACCGAAUCAACUUCCAGAAAAGAGCAAUUCUUAGCCCAAUCCCCCGAUGAGAUGGAAGUGGACUUCAUAGAGGAUCUCCAUCAGGUCUCCACGCCGCAUCCUGCCGCUGCAGCUCCUCGGGAUAGUAUCCUCCUAAAAAUACGCCAUCAGAUCUUUGAAAGGAAACGACAAAGACAACGCCAAUUGGCGGAAAUUGUACAACAACGUUUGGUGGUCUGGCGACCUUGGUAGAGAAUUCUUCGCAGAAUUCUUCCCAGAGAAAGAGAGAACUGAGAACUAGUCUUAGGAUUUUUUUGUAUAAGUUUAUAAGAACAACGCUUUCGGUAUUAUUCCUGCUCUUCCAUUUAUAUCCCGCACCAUAUACAAUUAAUUAUUUUUUUUCUGUUAA
Molecule: messenger RNA, 886 nt
Organism: Drosophila bipectinata
Lineage: Eukaryota; Metazoa; Arthropoda; Insecta; Diptera; Drosophilidae
Gene: Him
Product: Holes in muscle
Source: RefSeq, a predicted model, not a curated record